CGUAAAUAUCUCUAAACAAUUAACUUCCUGUUAUCAUUUUUUGCGGAAGCACACACCAACACAACUUAAUUUUUGUUUAUAUGUGCACACAUAACAUUACAAUGUCUUGAAGACGUUCAAUCCCUUAACAAUGUAUACAAAUACAGUCAAAUAGAACACUUUUUAUCAAUACAAAUAUGUAGAUUUAUCAAAAGUUUGAAGGUCAUGGCUGAACUUCUUACUACGAAACGUCCAUCGAUUACAAAUUCAAUCAUGGCAUUACAAUUUGUAACAUAAAACGGUUAAGGAAUUAUAGCGAUGUUUGGUACACCAUCAUUACAAGAAAAUCUAGGUUAUAAUUUUAUGUCUGAUGACAAUGCUUCAAAAUGGAAAGGACAAUUUCUGCAUGCAUUACAAGAGGUUCAGCUUCAAGUUCAUCCAUCACUUAGUGCUAAAGAUGAUGCCUUAGAGUACAUAGAAAAUUUGAUACUGAAUUUGUUGUCCAGCUUAUGUGCAUCACAGCCACACACGAAACAAGAUGUGGAGGACAGAGUACACAAAAACUUCCCUGAUCCCAUCGAUAAAUGGGCGAUAAAGGAAGCACAAAAUGCCAUAAAGAAAGGAAAUAGAAAUAGUCCAUUGGUGUUGCCUGUUGAUAAGAUUCAUCAGCUCUUAGUCAGGGAAGUUCUUGGUUAUAAGAUAGACUUCCAGGUCACAGUGUACAUUGUGGCUGUUCUUGAAUAUAUUGCUGCUGAUAUAUUAAAGUUGACAGGGAACUAUGUACGGAACAUAAAGCACAAGGAAAUUACAUCACAAGAUAUCAAAGUAGCAAUAUGUGCAGAUCAGGUAUUGAUGGAUAUGUUCUCCCAAGAGGAGGAGGUUUCAAUGCCAGAGUUAGAGGAACCAAUCAGACUGGAAUCUCUUACUUAUGAAGAAAUUGUUAAAGAUUUUAUUUUUGAAGAGACUCAGUAUAUGAGAGACUUAAAUAUGAUUAUUAAAGUGUUCAGAGCUCCGUUUGUUAAACAUUUUCCAACCAGUAAGGAUUUAGAUGUGAUCUUCAGCAAUAUCUUGGACAUAUAUGAGUUCACAGCAAAUUUACUGAGUUCUGUAGAGGAACAAGUAGAACUUGCUGCAGAAAAUGCCAAACCAGAAGUUGGAAUUUGUUUUCAAGAUAUGGCUGAGGCAGAAGAAUUCAGCGUGUAUGAGAAAUAUGUUGAUGACAUGUUAGCCCCUCAUGGGAAAGAGAGGCUAAACAUACUGUUAAAAAGAGAUGAUCUCAGUAAAACAUUAGAAGUUGAGGGGCAUGGAUUUAAAGAUGCCAUGAAAUUUGUCUUGCCAAAACUUUUACUAGGACCCAUUUAUCAUUGUUUACAUUAUUUUGAAGUCAUAAAGGCUCUGAUGACUGCCAGUUCAAGUGAAGAAGAUGAAGAUUGUUUUAAGCAGGCAGACGGCUUGUUGAUGGCUCUUAAAACGAUGCUUGAAAGAAAAUUCAGUGGAAAUAUGCCAAAGAAAAAGCCUUGGGAAACUUCGUUACGAUUACAUGGCAGAACCGGGAGACAAGCAAUAGUUCAGAAAAUGACAGAAUUACAAAAGAGUAUUGAUGGAUGGGAGGGAAAAGAUAUCUGGCAAAGUUGUAGUGAAUUCAUUUUAGAUGGUGUAUUGAACAAGUUCUCUACAAGAUCAAAAACAACAGAAAGAUAUGUGUUCUUAUUUGACGGACUAAUUGUUCUGUGUAAACAAAAUAUACGAAGAUCAUCUGUCACAGGAGUACAACCAGAGUUUCGAUUGAAAGAAAAAUUCCAGAUCAGGAAAAUGGAAGUUGUUGAUCGAGAAGAUUCAGAUGAUUGCAAGCAUGGAUUUGAACUUCAGGCAAGAGAUAGUCCCAGUCACUGUGUUCUUCUUAUGGCUAAAACUGCUGAGGAAAAAAGUAAUUGGAUGGCAGCUUUGAUAUCUUUACAAACUAGAAGUAUGUUGGAGAGACGAUUAGACAGUAUUUUGAGAGAAGAGGACCUUAUGCAGCCCUUACAACUGCCACCUCCUCAAAUCUACAGAUUUGGUGAAAAAGAUUCAGAAUCCAACAUUGUGAUGGAAGAUAAAGUAAAAAGACAUAAUCCAACAGAAAGUCCAUUAAUCAAAGGUGGAACACUGCUGAAACUGAUAGAACGGUUGACAUACCAUAUGUAUGCUGAACCCAAGUUUGUUCGGACAUUCCUAACUACAUACAGAUCAUUCUGUUCCCCUCAUGAACUCCUAGAUCUUCUUGUUGAAAGGUUUACUAUUCCUGAAAGCCAUAUUAAUCAAACUGAGUCCAAAGAUAAUGAAGAUGUGAAGAUUCAGAGUAGAAACGACAUGUUAAAAAGAUUCCGAAAAGAAUAUGUUAAACCUGUUCAAUUCAGAGUUGUAAAUGUAUUACGACAUUGGGUUGAUCACCAUUACUAUGACUUUGAGCGUGAUAUUACGUUAAUUCAUAAACUGAAGGAGUUUCUUGAUAAUGUGAAGGGAAAAGCAAUGAAAAAGAUGGCAGAAUCAAUAAUUAAAGUCAUUCACAGACGUUUUGAGAGUAUGAGUACAGAAAGGGAGUUAACUCUCCAAAAGCAACCACCUCCAGUGGAAUGGCAUAUAACUAAAAAGAGAGAAGAGUUUCAUUUAAUGACGCUUCAUCCGAUAGAAAUAGCUCGACAGAUUACAUUGUUAGAGUUUGAUUUGUACAGAGCUGUUCAGCCGUCAGAAUUGGUAGGCUGUGCCUGGAUGAAACAAACCAAACAUAAAAAUGCUCCUAAUCUUCUAAAAAUGAUCAGCUUUACAAAUAAUUUUACGUUUUCUUUGGAGAAGUGUAUUAUUGAAUCAGAAAAUUUAGAAGAAAGAGUUGCUGUUGUACAUAGAAUUAUAGAAAUUUUGUUAAUAUUUCAAGAACUGAACAAUUUUAAUGGUGUUCUAGAAGUGGUUAGUGCAAUAAAUUCUGCUCCAGUUUACAGACUGGAGAAAACUUUUGAGGCAGUUCCUAAUAGGUUGAUGAAUGCUUUUGAAGAAGCUAGACAACUGAAUUCGGAUCAUGGCAAAAAGUACAUGGAAAAAUUAAGAUCCAUAAAUCCUCCUUGUGUUCCCUUCCUUGGUAUGUAUCUGACAAAUAUUUUGAAGAUUGAGGAAGGAAAUUUAGAUUUUUUACCCAAUCGUCCUCCUGGGUUAAUCAAUUUCAGUAAGCGACGGAAAGUGGCUGAAAUCACUGGAGAAAUUCAACAGUAUCAAAAUCAACCAUACUGUUUGAGUAUUCAGCCAGAAAUUCGGGAAUAUUUUGAAAGUUUAAAUCCUCGUGAGGAAUUGUCAGAAAAGGAGUUUAAUGAUUACCUAUAUGAGAAAUCAUUAGAUAUAGAACCAAGAAACUGUACAAGGCCUCCAAAAUUUGCAAGAAAAACAGAAUUUCCAUUGAAGUCACCAGGAAUCAGACCCAUUACAGCAAAACAUUUAACACAGAAACAUGCAUCAUUUCCAUUCAACGCAACAUUUGGUUCAAUGAGAGAAGAUGCAGCUGAUAUAGAAGCAUCCUCUCCUCAUAACACAACACCAUCAACCCCUACCACACCUCUGUCACCGCCACACAAUGGAGACAAUGUGUUCUUACCAGUCACAAUCGGCCAAGGCAUAGACCACAGUACAAAUCCAUCACAAAAUAAUGAAUUUCCAGAAAAUGAAUUACCAAUGGAUGGACUUAUACAACCCCCACCAUUACCGCCAAGGAGGAAAAAUCGUGAUGGUGAAGACGGUUCACCAAGAAUUGACAAUGCUCCAGAAAUCCCUCCUAGGGGUCUGCCGCCUCCCGUUCCCCCUCGCAAAGACUCAAUGUUCGGCUCACUUACACGCUGUCAAAGUGUUUCACAACAGCAGCCAACGAGGCAUUUAUCUGGUCAUUUUCAAAACUUAAAUGCAACAUUACCACGGUGUAGUGCCAUGGAAAGGGACAGACCAACAAUACCAAUAAACUUUAAUGGGGAAGAAGAUAUUACAUUGACAACUACUCCUAAACUGCCGCCAAAGACUUAUAAACACAUUAGACAACAGAGUAGCUAGAAUAUGUUGUUGUUUCAUUUCAAAAUCUACAGAGAGCCUGGAAUGAAGUUUCUAUCAUGGAUUAAAGUGAUUGGAUAAUAAUUUACCAAAGAAUGGUGUCUGUUUGAUAUGGGAUAUUCUCUGGCAGAAUAUAAAAAACAGCUGUGCUGCUAAUUUCUUUGCUUAAAAAAGACGUGUCAUCGUAUCGAUACAAAUCAUUGUGAUGUAUUCCAGUGUUUUGACCCAAAUACAUUUAGCUAGUGCUACCUGAGGCUAGUAAAUUUGAUAAUCAGACGUUGCUUAUUAUAGCAACAAAAGAAAUGCAAUAUACACUUGUGUGCGUGUGUGAGUGAUGUUGAUUACGACGAUGAUGAAGGACAUUUCAGGGAUGGGAAAUAUAGAAAAUAUGUUAUACACAGGUGAAACUUUUUAUGGCAAAACAUUUGUAGAUAAAAAAUGAGUGAUGGAAAGGAAGGGUUGUACUAUGUCACUUUGCACUGUUAGACAAUGAUAUCUUUUCUUCAGUUCCUUUGUGUAUUGUUAAUUUACUAUUACAGAAGGCAAACAUUUACAGUUAAAAUAAAUCAUGUGUGAACUGAUUUUUUGCAACUCAAUAAUUUUCAUUUGUAGUCAAAAGCUAUUUAGGUAUUGAGAUUUAUAUUGUAUGGUGAAUGGCUAGAUUUGUGUGGGUUUGCCUUAGAUUUAUAUGUUCUCUACAACUUGAACAAAUUAUAUACUAGUUGCUCUUGAUGAAAUUUAAAAGAGAAUUGUCCAUUAACACAUGGUUGCUUUCUGGAUAGAGCUAAAACUACAAGAUAACCAAUUUUAUUCAAUGAUCAAGUCUAUUUAGAUUUUUAUAAAACUUUUUGAGAGAAUGUUUAGUUUUACCCCAAAAAAAGGUUAUUUGUGACACUAAAGUAAAUUAGGUGAAUCUUGGGUAAAAUCUAAGGUACAUGUAGUUGUAUGAAUCAAGAAUUCAACUAACAGUAUUGCUUUCAAUAUCAAGCAAUUGAUUAAAUAGUUAUAUAUAUCAGAUUUAACUGAAGAGUUGCAAGAAAAUUUAUUGACAGUUGAAUGGUUUUCGCUGUAAAUUUGUAUUUUGUUAUGUUAAUAAAAGGAUCUCAGUCUGAAUAUGUAUGUGCCAGUCGAAUCAAGAACAGUAAUGUAUUAAAUGAAUUGUAAAUCAGAAUGUUAAAAUUUGGUAAAAAAAAGAAUGCCUUCUGCAAUAAGCAAUAGUUUUGUUAUUUUGAUUGUUGUCAAUUUUGUGUUAGAAUGUACAAGAGAUGCAACAAUGUAGAAAUUUGUUUUUUGAAUUGAAGAAAAGAUAUCAUUGUCAUAUUACUCUGGAAAUAUGGCAUUAUGGGUAAUUGUUUUACUUUUAAAAUCAAGUUGUCACAAUGUCUUCCAUUUCGUUCAUCAGUUAACACACUUCUGUUAACCAAAUACCAGCAUAUAGAUAAAGAUAAAAUAUGAUCUUUACCUAUUAUAUCAUUUCAUUUGAUCAUUUUUUUUCUUCAGUUUCAGUCUUGAAGAUUUUCAUUUCCUGUUUAUAAAUGUUCCGCGAAGUAAGGAAUUUAAAGAUUGUUUGUAAAUAUAUUAAAGCUAAUUUCCUGAUGCAUGUAGAUCAAGACUUUGGUUAGCUUGCUUGCUUUGUUUGUAUAUUACUUGUACAAUUGUAAUUGAGAUAACGUCCAAUAAAAUUUAAAUAUGAUAUAUACAGGUUAAAAUAUGCCUAUAUAUAUUGUUUGAAGAUGUCAAUGUAAAUUACAAAGCUUGAAUUGAAGUUUACACAAACAUAGAAAUCAAGCCUACCAAAGUUUUGCUCUACAAGCAUUAGGAAAUUAGCUGUAAAGUUUUAUUGUACAAUGCCAUAUUUCCACAGUGUUGAACCAGCUUGUCCACGUCAAGAAAUGGCCAAAGAUUAUUGCCAAAGAUUUUUAUUCUGUAGCAGAAAAAUGUGAUAGAUAUGAUUUUAAAGUGCUUUUAACUCUUUGUUGUUUAUUUUAUUGAUCAGAAUCUGUCUGGCAUAGAUAUUGUUUACUGCUAAACUGCUGGUGAUGUCACUGUUUCCAUGGUUACCAUAUUAUUUUUUUUGAUUUUUUUUGCUUUCAGUUUAUAUUUUAAAUAAUGCAACAAGAUUGAAAACUAUUUUGCUACCAACGACAUUAACUUUCAUCUACAAUUAGAUUAAACUGAUUUCAUAUUUAAGGUUCUGAAUAUUUUUUUAUAAGCAAAGACAUUUUUCAUGAACAAAGAAAGUCAGGGAGAAUGAUCGCUGUGACCUAUAUUUCAUAUGUCCUAAGUUUAAUAACCAUAUGUCUGUUCUACAGCUUACUGAAUUAAUUGGGUCUAUAGGGCACAGCAUUACAUGGUUUCUUCUUAUAUUGAUAGAUAUGUAGGUUAACAUUGAAGGACAAUUAGGUCAGCAUUUCUUAAUUUUAGGCUUUAAAAAUACCUCUUCUUAAAAACAGCACAAUACACAAAUAUGUCUGUCAACAAAAUAGUUUUAUGAACUUAAAUAUAGGCUCCAGGGGGAGAAAAUUAUCAGUCAAUCAUUACAUCAGAUCAGACUAGAACAAAAACUUUACACAGAAAAGAAAUAAAUAUUUUUCAUCUAAAUUAUAAGACAAUUUAAUUUUAGGCUUCAAACAACCAACUGAAAUUCAUUCUUCAUUCGUAAUCCUUUGAAGUCAAAUAACAUUAAAAAUUUUAUCAGAUAAACUUAAGUUUACCGCCAUUUGUAUCUACGUGUCAACAUUGUCUUCCAAUAUAAAAUCAAAUUACAUGAUACUACAAAGGAGCUAGUUCAGUUGCCAUGAGAACAAUACAAAAUAAAUUAUUUAACCACAACUUUAUAUUUGAUGAAUAUAAACUGGUUGGAAGUCGUUGGUAGCAUCAACCCCUUCCUGAAUAUGCACAAAAUAUUUGCCACUCAACAUUUUGCCAACAACAACAAUCAAUAUUAUCAACCCGGUUACAAAAAAUUUCUAACAGUUCUUCAUAAUACUCUUAGACAGUCUAUGUCAAAAUUUAGCUUUAUAAAUUAUUUAGUCUUUAAUAAAGUUUUAUAUUGAACACAAAAUUUGUGAAGCCAAAAAUAUUAUUUUGUAUUGAGAAAAGAAUUUUCGAUUUUUUUUUAUAGUUUCUUCAGACCUGUAGACAGGAAGAACAGUAAUUGUUUUGAUAUUUUGUAUGUUUAUUUAAGGUUGUAGACCUUAUUUCAGGGAGAUAACUCUUUAAAUAAGUGAUGCUUUUGUAAAAGUCAAGUUUCAUCAAUAUAUCUUAAGCAUUUAUCGGAAACAGAUUGGUAAUAAUCUAUGUAACGAAAAAGCUUAGAAUAUAUUGAUGAAAAUGGUUGACACAAACAUAUUGAUAACUUUAAGAGUUAUUUCCCUUAACUUAGGUCUACCUUCUUAAUUGUUAUUUUCAUAUUUCCUUUUACAUUUUUUGUAGGAGUUUAUUUUAUACAAUGAAAUUUUGUCAUAAUGAAAAACUGGUCAGUUGUUUUGAUGUGGACUCCUAGUACAGCUGGUUUUGAAAUAUAUUUGGUUUAGUGACAAGUCAUGUUAUAGAAAUAUGUACCAGACUUCAUCUUAAUCAUUCAAACAACAUCCCCAAGGAUUUAUUUUAUUUUUUCUUGAAUGUACUUUGAAAUGUGUCAGACAUUGCUAUUAUAACUGACAGAUCUUCUGUCUACAAUCACAAUUUUUUCCAAAUUACUGGGCAAAUUAUAAUGUUUGAUUAUCUCCCUUGUAAAACAGGGUAACAUUUUCACCCAAGAUGCAAACUUUUGAUUUUCAUAGUCAUGUUUGAUUAACAGAUGAUAAACCUUGAAAUGAUAACUCAUAGAAGAUUUAAGUAUCUUGAUAUAGCUAGCAUAAUGUAUUUUAUGACCAAAGAAUUUUUCGUCACUGUUUAUGUGCAUCUGCAGUCCUUUAUAAACUAUCAUAUAUAUACAUCAUAGGUAAUUUUGAAGGGGAAAAGGUUUGCUGUCCUUUUCAGCUGCAUUAUUCUGACAUUUCAACUAUUUUGUCCACAUUUUCUGAAAGACAUCUUUUCAUUUUUACUCACAACAUUUCUCAUUGCUUAUUAACCAAAGUACAUAGGUGCCCGUCUAUUAAGGACGGUAUUCCAUUUCAGUAAUAAAUAUUAUAAGACGUAGUCUGGUACAUGAUUUUGUGUGAUACAUUUAUCCAGUGCAAUGCCACAGUAAUGUCAGCAGUGGUUUUUUUAUGUUUUGAAGACUGCCUUAUGUGAUUGUUUCAUAUCAAUAAAAGUUCUUCACAACAU
Molecule: messenger RNA, 8313 nt
Organism: Mytilus trossulus (common blue mussel)
Lineage: Eukaryota; Metazoa; Mollusca; Bivalvia; Mytilida; Mytilidae
Product: son of sevenless homolog 2-like
Exons: 24
Coding region: 298-4044 (1248 amino acids)
Biological process (GO): positive regulation of GTPase activity; Ras protein signal transduction
Cellular component (GO): nucleosome; plasma membrane
Molecular function (GO): guanyl-nucleotide exchange factor activity; protein heterodimerization activity; structural constituent of chromatin
Source: RefSeq, a predicted model, not a curated record